This is a messenger RNA of Camellia sinensis, 2666 nucleotides long. NCBI's taxonomy places the organism in Eukaryota, Viridiplantae, Streptophyta, Magnoliopsida, Ericales, Theaceae. The record is from RefSeq and is a predicted model, not a curated record.
CAGACCAUGAUAGGAGUAUACCAAUCAGUCAAAGCUGGGUAAGGGGGCCAUAUAAGGACCUGAAAGAUAAAUAAAAUAAAAUAAAGUAUCCUCCAAUCAAAACAGUGGCUGGAAUAUUCUCAAAAGAAAAAAACUUAGCUUUAGGUAAAGAUCCAAAUUUUAGAUGGGUCAAUCAAUGCAUAUGGUCGACUGGGUAGACAUGCCAACCCAAGAAAAGAAGAAACAAGACCAGCAGGGGCUCACGAAGCUGUCCACAGAAGGGUGGUAGAUGGUGUGCAGCCCUUAGAAAAGCAUCAACAAGGGCUGAUACGGACAGAGAGGGUGUCGGAAGUGCCAAACAACAGAGAGACUGUCGUAGAUGGUGAGCGACCCUUAGAGAAGCAUCAGCAAGGGCCGACGCUGACAGAGUGGUUGUCGGAAGGUGCUGGGUGGUCUCCGGCUGUGGUUAGAAGCUGUUGUGAGCCCUAGAAAGAUGAGAGAUGGGCCAAAACAGGGUGGGUAAUGAUCGGCUGCAGAUGGGUGAUGAUGGAAGGUUUGAUGAGCCUUUUGAGGAAGUUGUCUAUCCCAAGGGUGAUGCUGAUGCUGUUUCCAUUAGUAAGAGAGAUGUUGAUCUAUUACAGCCAGACACAUUUGUCAAUGAUACAAUCAUUGAUUUCUACAUCAAAUAUUUGAAGAAUGAAAUGCAACCUCAGGAGAGGCAAAGAUUCCAUUUUUUUAACAGUUUCUUCUUUCGGAAGCUGAUUGACCUUGAUAAAGAUCCAUCUAGUGCUUUUGAAGGCAGGGCUGCGUUUCAGCGUGUUCGUAAAUGGACAAGAAAAGUGAAUCUAUUUGAAAAGGAUUAUGUCUUCAUUCCUGUAAACUUUAAUUAUCACUGGAGCUUAAUCGUAAUAUGUCAUCCUGGUGAAAUCUCUAAGUUUCAAGAUGUAGACAUGGAGAAGUCACUUAAAGUGCCAUGCAUAUUGCAUAUGGAUUCUAUCAAGGGAACUCAUACAGGCCUGAAAGAUCUUGUUCAGAGUUACCUAUGGGAGGAGUGGAAAGAGAGGCAAAAGGAGGCAUCUGAAGAUUUCUCCUCAAAAUUUUUUAAUUUGAGAUUUGUCCCACUUGAGCUACCACAGCAGCAAAAUUCAUUUGAUUGUGGUCUCUUCUUGCUCCACUAUGUGGAACGCUUUUUGGGGGAUGCUCCUCUUAACUUCAGCCCUUUCAAAAUAACAAAGUUCUCCAACUUUCUUAACAUGGAUUGGUUUCCGCCUGCUGAGCCUUCUCUCAAACGUGUUCACAUCCAGAGGCUUAUCUGCGAAAUCCUUGAAAGGGAAAACCCUCCAGCUGCUUGCCGCGGCGAGCCUUGUGCCUCUGACUACCCUGAAAGUAAAAAUGAGAUUGAAGCCGGUGUGGAUUUUACUUCAGAGAGACACAUUCAUUUAAAGAGUUGUCAUGGGAAUUUAUCAAGCUCUCAAGCUAGUCAGGGGAUUGAAUUAACUUUAUUGCCAUCUUCUUCGUUCAAGAGUUCUGAAUUUACUAGUGAUUCAGGCUCAGUUUUAAGGGAGUUUUUGGAGGCAGGAGCCACUGCAUCUGCAUUAGCAUUUCUUAAUGGACAAUACCCAACUUUUGAACGAACGCCAUCUUUUAGUGAGUUUAAAGGUGCUAUGUCAUCAAUUGAGGAAGAUGUAGAACCUGGCAAGCAAUUCGUCUAUUCACCAUCAAACAGAACCGGUUUUCGGGAAUUAAAUGGAAUCACCCCCGAAGGUUGUGUUUUUACCUAUUCAUCCAGAGAUUUUGGAGCAGAGACUUCCUGGAACCUGGGAAUCUCUGUUCACCAAGCUGGGCAUGAAGAUAUUGACGCAUCGCCAGCAACAUCAAUUUGUGCCUCUGAUGAUUCCUUAGAAGUCAAGAUCAACCAAAACAACAUAGAUCAGGAAGAUGAAGAUCUUAGUAAAGAGAGAAUAGCUCAACCAAGAUCUCCAUCAACAGAAAACGUUGUGUGUCUGACUGAAAACUUUGCCUCUGUUCCUAGUGAUGUGGUUGAAAAUUCUCAGUACUCCGAUCAUGAUGCUGACGGUAAUGAUGAUGAUCUUAUCUCUUGUCCAUAUAAUCUUCCUGGAUUGUCAAAUCAAGAAAAUGGGAAUGGUGCGUGUUUGAUUGGAGAUAGUUCAGUGCCCGAAUCAGAUGAACAGAAGGUUUUAGAAAGAACCGGCAAUGAUUCAGUGCUAGAGUCAGAUGAGCAACAGGCUGGAAAAAGGAUUGGUGAUGAUUCGGAGUUGGGGUUAGAUGAGCUUCAGCCGGUUAAAAGACUGAAACUGACACUACCCUUAGAAGAAGAGGAAAGAAGGCUCACAAGAAGUCUAUCAGAAGAUGAGCAAUUGUAAAUUGGGAUGGCUAGGUCUUUUUCUUUGUCUCUUUUAUCCUCUCUUUUCUAACCUUAAAAGAUGGGAUCUCACUAGGAUAUGAUAUUUGAGUGCCAUGCUGUCAAUAGUGUUAUGGUUUUAGAGAUUGACAAUGUAUACACCUCUCAAAGUCUUCCAUUUAGUUUGGAGAGUGAUAUUAUAGGACGCUUUUGAUUUUGUAUGAUCUCUUGCGUGGCAUGCAUUGGUGGAGGCUUCUGAUGAGUGCAACUUAUUGGGACAAUGUAUGAAUUUUGAUAUUGGGAAUGUGCGCUAGAAUGUUUCGUA